AUGAUCUUUUGUCGGGACGAAUCAGUUUUAUGGACUCUCUACAAACGUAGGGCAAAAGUUCUGAUGCAGCUUCGUUUUGAUGGUGUGAUAGGCUUUCCAGGAGGUUUGGUUGAUAAUGGGGAAGGUCCUAUUGAAGCUGUUAAUCGUGAACUUUUGGAAGAAGCUGGGAUCAGCAAUGACAAAUGCCAAAUAAAAGCAUCUGAUCAUUUGAUUUCACAUUAUCAUAAGCCCAAAAAUUUGGUACUUCACUUUUUUACCAAAGAGGUUAGUCCCAAGGAAUUCCAAGCAAUUGAAAAGGGUGUCAUGGAAGCUGAGGAUUAUGGUGUAGAGACGUGUGGAAUCAUCCAGCCACCCCUGUACACAAUGGGUGAUGGAAUCCGAGGUCUACCUGCCUUUCUCAGCAACAAAUUCUGUGGAAACGCCCGACAACAACUCUUAUAUGCUCUUCAAACUUGCAAAAUCCUUGAAGGAAAAGAAAUUGACAAAGCUCUCCUUGCAAGUCAAAGCUUACUGAAAUAA
Messenger RNA from Acanthosepion pharaonis, 519 nucleotides. The record is from the annotation of a GenBank genome assembly. Lineage: Eukaryota; Metazoa; Mollusca; Cephalopoda; Sepiida; Sepiidae.